This is a messenger RNA of Hemibagrus wyckioides, 2588 nucleotides long. It is a transcript of the gene eloa, whose product is annotated as elongin A. The transcript is spliced from 12 exons. The record is from RefSeq and is a predicted model, not a curated record. Lineage: Eukaryota; Metazoa; Chordata; Actinopteri; Siluriformes; Bagridae. Gene Ontology annotation, molecular function: protein binding. The coding region runs from base 84 to 1988 and encodes 634 amino acids. Gene Ontology annotation, biological process: transcription elongation by RNA polymerase II. Gene Ontology annotation, cellular component: nucleus; elongin complex.
UUCCGGAAUCUCCAUGGAUCGGACUGGGCAGGCGCUGUGUGUGCGAUGAAGUGGUUUCCGCUCACUAUGUACCAGCUGUAAACAUGGCGGAGGAGCUGUUGGAGGCAGUGGAGAAGUUGCAGUCACGGCUUUCAGAGAACCAGGAGCCUCGUAAGCUGUUGAAAACACUUAAGAGAUUGGGAGAACUGCCCAUAACAGUGGACAUUCUUGUGGAAACUGGCGUUGGAAAGACUGUCAAUUCUCUGCGCAAACAUAACAUUGUGGGGGAGACUGCAAAAGAUCUUGUGGCCAAGUGGAAGAAGCUGGUUCCUCAGUCUGCAGAUAGCAGACCAAGUAAUGCUAAAGAGGCUCGCUCCCACUCACGUCCAGACAAGUCCAGAGGUUACAAACGCACCAGAGAACCUUCACCAGAACAACCGCCACCCAUAGAGGAUGAGGAGGAUGAACAAGAAUAUCAACAAGACUACUCCCCCUCCUCCCCACAGCACUACAGUCAAGAGUACAGCCACAGAAGUUUAGGGGGUUAUCAGUCAGAGGAAUAUGAGAGUCCAGUAGAUGAGCCGGUACCUAGUCCUCCACAGAAACCAACUAGACACAGCAAAUCACACAGGGAGCAAACCAGAGAACAUGGCUCUCAUUCCUCCAGGGAACAGCAAAGGCGGAAUCGCUCAGCUCAGUUUCAGAGCGGGGCACCGAUUCGCCAUGAUAAUAGGGAACAGAAAGAAAUCACGACACACCCAUCAUCCAAACGCAGUCUUCAGUCCUCCAUACAGGAAAGUAGGAAAGAAAAGAAGAGAGUCAGUGAUGGCAGGGAAAAAAGAGACAAGCCAGAGCCCGAGGAUGAUGAUGAUGAUGAUGAUGAUGAUAAUUCCUUUGAAACGCCUACUAUGUCUUUUGAAUCCUUCCUCACAUAUGAUGAACCUACUCACAGUAAGAAAAAGAAGAAACUCUCUCGACCAUCUCACCCUGUUACCCCUGCUGCUUCAGUAUCCUCCAAGUCCAGUAAGGCUAAUGGAACUAGCUUUAAACGGCCUGAACCUACUACCGCAUCAGUAUCCACACCCACAGUACCACCCACAACGCAGGAGAAACGCAGGAAGGUUACCCCUCAGAUCAUUGAUGUGGUGCCCACUCUACCCGAUAUUCCGUUGCCAGCAAUUCAGCCCAACUACAGACCCCUGCCCUCAAUAGAUGUCACACCUCUGUCCCCACAGAGACGCAAAGUUCCCAUAGCAUAUGAGGAAGAGGAUGCUGGCUUUACUGGGCGGCGUUUCAACUCCAAAAUGGUUGUGUACUCUGGCUCAAAGUCCUCAUACUUGCCCAAGAUGAUGACCCUGUAUGAGCAGUGCAUUAGAGUUCUGCAGAACAAUAUUGAUUCAAUCGAUGAAGUUGGUGGUGUGCCUUAUGAGAUUUUGGAGCCAGUUUUGGAGAGAUGUACUCCAGAACAGUUGUACCGCAUUGAACAGUGUAACCAGUCUUUUACAGAGGAAUCGGAUGAGCUGUGGAUGCGGCACUGCCAGCGGGACUUUAAGCGCGAGUCUCCUCAGGAGUAUGAGUCCUGGAGAGAGCUAUAUCUGCGCCUACACGAUGAACGGGAGGAGCGUCUGCGCAAGCUUACACAGAAUAUCAGCUCCGCCCAUGCCAAUAAACCCAAAGGUCGCCAAGUAAAGAUGGCUUUUGCUAAUCCCCCUCGUGAUGUUCGGAGGAGGCAGGAGAAGUUUGGAACUAAAAACGGCUCGACCAGCACCAGUGUUAGUGCUGCGGCUCCUAUCCCAGUCAAAAUCCGACCAUCAAUGCCACAUAGCUCCUACAGUCAGUCGAGUGAUGCUGGCCAGUCUUCCUAUAACAGUCCUCCUGAGCCAUCUCCUUCUCAUGCACCAAGCAGCAGUUCUGGCCAUAGCUUUAGAGACAAACCACAGGUCAAAAAAAUUGCCCCUAUGAUGGCUAAAACUAUCAAAGCCUUUAAGAACAGGUUUUCUCGGCGGUGAAGGAUGGACGAGAAAAAGCAUUUGUCUCAUGACUAUAGAGUCCAUUCUCAUGUUAAAGUAACGCUUAAAGCUGCAAUGCCCGCUCUCCUCUUUUUUUUUUUUUUUUCCUCCUUUGUACAUUUAACUGUGGAUAUGCAGAUCACUGGAAAACAAAGCAACCAGCAGAAAGACUUCUUGUCCUAGGAUGUGAUCACGUUCCAAGAUUUACACACUGUACAGUACAGUACACUACAAUGGAACAUUAGAUUUUAUGUUUUUAUUAUGGUUAUUUAAUUACAAACAAAAUUUAUCUACAUUUUGCUCCUAAUGACAACACAGGACAUCCAUAACAGUGUGAUUGUAAGUGUUUGUUGUUUCACUUUGAGUUUAUUCACAAUCAUAAAAAAAACAAAAAAAAACCAUGUACGCUAUACUGGGAGAACGUGAGUGGAACUGGGUCCAUGAUGAGACCACACACAUUCACUUGACUAUUUAUUUUAAAUCCGUGGUCCUGGUGAAUUUGGGCAAGUGAAAUGUAAGGACGACGAUCAAAAGAAUAAUUUUAAUGCAUUUUAAUAAAUGUUAUAUGGACAUUUUUAAUAAAAUGUACAUUUCCCCUGA